CUUUCUCGGUGAGCACUCGCGACGCAGGCACUUGGCGUUAAGCAUAAUAUUUGCGUUCGCCUCACGAUGGACCGGAGGAACUCGCGGCAGAGCGAGGAUUCGUUCAUGCUCUUUGGAAUGAGAGAGCACAACAACAAGCAGCACAAAGGUCUAGACUAUGGGAACGGUCACCUUCACGGACCAGCCGUCGACCUGGAAACGGCGAUCAGGGAAACAGGGUACGGAUGGUACCACUUUUGGCUGCUUAUGAUAUGCGGCAGUGUGUACAUGACGUGCGCCAUCGGCACCACGACCCUGUCCUUUGUGCUUCCGGCUGCUGAGUGCGACUUUUCGCUCGACUCGGCCGAAAAAGGUGAAAUCAACGCCACCCCUCUUGUCGGGAUGAUUUUUGGUUCAUACGUGUGGGGCUCGAUGGCGGACACUCGUGGCAGGAAGAGUGUGCUGGUCAUUUCAAUGACCAUGGACUUUGUGGCCGCUCUGCUUUCCAGCCUCGCGCCCAACCUGCUCUCCUUCCUUGCCUGCCGCUUCUUCAACGGAUUUGGAAUCAUCGGCGCGACGAGUGUGGUUUUCCCGUACAUGAGUGAAUUUCUCGCUUACAAACACCGAGAUCUGAACCUCUGCAGGCUGGAGCUGUUUUGGGUACUCGGAGUUUGUGCCGUUCCAGGUUUGGCGUGGAUUGUGAUUCCACUUCCGAUCACUUGGACGCCGUUUCCUGACCUUAUCCUUCGAAGUUGGCGCCUCUUCGUCUUUUUCUGCGGCGUGCCCAGUUUGGUCAUCGCCAUUAUUUUGCACUUCUUCUUCAUGGAAACACCAAAAUUCCUUCUGUCUCGAGGCCACCACGACGAGGCCUUGGAAGUGCUGAGGAAGAUUUUCGUCUUUAACAAGAAAAGACCAGUGUCGGAAUAUUGUGUCCAUCGGUUAGCGGCCGAGACGUACGAUCUGCAGUUGAACGAAGAUGGUUCGCCGGUUCACCUUCCGUUGGGCCACAAGGAACCAAAAGCCUCUCUAUGCAGACAAUUCGCCAAUCGGAUGAAAGUUUUGUGGGAGCAAAAUGUGGCCCUGUUCUCAGGGCCUUUGGCCAAAUACACGCUGCUCGCCUGCUUCAUUGACUUUGGAAUUAUGUCCAGUUACUACACUUUGAUGCUGUGGUUUCCCGAGCUGCUGGAACGGUUCAGCUCGUUCAACCACCUGCACGGCGAGGAGACGGAGGUGUCCGGCGUGUGCGACGUCAUGGGGGUUGUGAUGGACCCGAGCGCCAACAACUGCACCAGUCCCGAUCACAUGCACGGUCCAGACAAUGAAGUCUACCUGCACACGCUGAUCAUCGGCCUGAGCUGCCUGCCUACGUCGCUCAUGCUGGGCUACCUCGUCAGGAAAAUGGGCACCAGAAUCAUGCUCACUUUGUUCAUGACUACUGCUGGUAUUUCGAUUCUCUGCCUGCAUCUAAUUCACAACGAGAUGCAAAAUUUGGUUCUGUCCUGCGUUUUUGAAGCCCUGGCGAGUGUGGCCGAAGCUACUCUCUUCUGCGCCGUCGUCCACAUCUUCCCCACACAUCUUCGAGCAUUGGCUGUUUCACUGACCGUGACCUGUGGCCGCAUUGGUGCCGUGCUGGGCAACAUUUUGCUUGGCAUUUUGCUCGAUUUCAGCUGCGUAGUUCCGAUCACAACGUUUGGAGUCCUGCUCAUAGCGAGUGGUUUGCUGUGCUUGGCCCUUCCAAAACCAUCAGGGGACCACCCGAGACAUAGCAUUUGCAGUCACGCGUUGUGAGCGAAAAAGCGGCUCGACGAACCUCCCCUCUAUUUAAGGCUAAUAUUAACUAUUAUAGUCUCCAAGUCUGUUGGUGUAAAUGUUUACUCGUUUUCGGUGCAAGUGUGUAAAUAAGUGCAAUAAGGUAAGUGCGCGCAAAACACUGGCAAGGACGGCCCGAAAUAAAUAACAAUUGUGAAAAGUUGGCAUUUCUCG
Neocloeon triangulifer is the source of this 1962-nucleotide messenger RNA. Its product is annotated as synaptic vesicle glycoprotein 2B-like. The record is from RefSeq and is a predicted model, not a curated record. The transcript is spliced from 11 exons. Gene Ontology annotation, biological process: transmembrane transport. Bases 67 to 1767 code for a protein of 566 amino acids. Gene Ontology annotation, molecular function: transmembrane transporter activity. Lineage: Eukaryota; Metazoa; Arthropoda; Insecta; Ephemeroptera; Baetidae.